This is a messenger RNA of Zophobas morio, 2774 nucleotides long. Its product is annotated as nonsense-mediated mRNA decay factor SMG5-like. NCBI's taxonomy places the organism in Eukaryota, Metazoa, Arthropoda, Insecta, Coleoptera, Tenebrionidae. The transcript has 26 exons. The record is from RefSeq and is a predicted model, not a curated record. Gene Ontology annotation, cellular component: telomerase holoenzyme complex. Gene Ontology annotation, biological process: nuclear-transcribed mRNA catabolic process, nonsense-mediated decay. Gene Ontology annotation, molecular function: telomerase RNA binding; protein binding; telomeric repeat DNA binding. Bases 27 to 2774 code for a protein of 915 amino acids.
UACAAGCAGCUAAUUUAAUCAUAAAUAUGGUUAACGCGGAAAACUCGUUGCACGCAGUUAAAUCCUUACAUGCAGAAUGUCAAACCCUAGAACAUAUCAUAACUACUCAACUGCAAUCUAUUCAAAAAGACGAAGACCUCAACGAUCGAAAGCUGCACGAUUUGCGUUACAAACUAAAAGAUAUAUAUUUUAAGAUGCUUUUUAUUCACUACGACUAUUGUUACAUUAAAGACGUUGAGUCGGCUUUAUGGAAAUAUGGCUUUUAUAUGUUGAUUGAGAGUUGUCGAAGUAGGCUCAAGGCUUGCAGGAAAAGAACUGGAGAGGAAACUUCACGCAAUUUAUUAAAGGAGUUGCUUUUAUCCUUUUUGAACGAAGCCUCUGGCUUCUACCAGAUCUUGCUGCGCAAAUUUUUCAUCUAUUUUCACUUGCCACUGCCCAAGUACGUCGAUUUUCUUAACCAUUCUCCUCCACAGUCGGAUGCGUCUACAAAAGCUUUAAUGCCUUCCUAUUCGCCUGGCGGAGGAAACUAUAUCCCCGUUAAUGAUCUGCUGGGUGAUUUGGACAUAAGCGGUAAAAGUUCCUCUAAGAAAAAAAAGUAUAUUAUAAGGAAGGACAAUAGCAUCCCUUUGCUUGGAAAAAACGAAGUUGCUGUAGGGAAACCAUCCUGCUAUCGCACACUUAUAUAUCUCGGUGACCUGGCCAGGUACCAGGGCGGACUUACCGAUCGCGAACAGCUUGGAGGCUUCUAUGUGCUUGCUCAACAGUACUAUUACCAGGCCUAUUUUUUUUUCCCGGAAGACGGACGGGCUUUUAACCAGUUGGGCGUCCUAGCGGCGGGGGGGAAAAGUGGUGUGGAUAGUGUGUACUAUUAUUAUAGGAGCUUUUCAGCUGUCAGAUCCUCUUCCAGCGCCCUCGAUAAUGUCAGAGCCCUUUUUGAUCGUAACCAUCAAUCGUUUCUGCGCGUACGGAGUGAGUUUUCUUCUUUCUCUGAAAACUCCGAACGCUAUUGUUACCUCAACAACGCAAUGGAAUCGAAGACAUUUGAGGAUCCCCGUUUUAUGGAGGAACUUCAAAAUGUAUUUUAUUGCUUUUGCGUGAGUUUCUUGGAGUUUCACAGCCUUAUUCUUAACAAGAGCGGUUUUGAGAAGGCCGUUAACUUAUAUGAGGACGUGUUAAAGCUGGGGACUAUCAUCCUUUCAGCGUGCCACCAUCUAGCUGCCGCUUCUUUGCUGAAGAUUUUUUCCUUUCUGCAGAAUUUUAUGCUAAAAGUGUUUGUGAUAAACAUUAUCUCAGUACAUAUGCUGACUGUUACGCAGACCUCCAAUAGAAAUCAUGAUGCCAGCCAGACCACCUCGUUUCUGGCCAUGCACAUGUGUAUUCGCUUCUUCUUAAUAAGUGUAAAGAAUGCUCUUGUUUAUUUCGACUCCUACCACGACCUUUUGGUUGAUGAUCUGAGAUGCCUUGGGAUUUUUGUCCAGUGGCUCUUGUGCCAGUGCGAGAUUAACGCAACGCUGCUUCAGGGCGGACUGAACGCUAUCAACACCUUUUAUCCCUCGUCUGCUUCUUCGGCGGUUUUAGUCGAGUUCCUAAACCGGCUUUCGAGCAUUGUGGAAUCGAAAACAUCAAUAUCGGAGUUGAUGUGUGACGUUCGUAAAAAGUGGAUUUGUUUAUACGAUCGAAUUGGAAGCGGCUCGAAAAUACAAGUUCCGGCCCUUCCGGAAGAUAUUAUAUUGAGGGGCUGCCUGCCAUUCAAUACCAUUCACCAAGUUUUUACUUUCCCGCCUGCCGGUUUCGAGUGCUGGAGUGCUCUUAAAACUCGCGAAGAGCUCUAUGAACAUCGGCUGGCCAGAUUUGUCAGCUGCGGUUGGGUCAUGGCCACCCUUCCUACCAUAACAUUUUUUGUUCACAACGAAGAAAGCAAUAUGUUUGAAGAGUUUUUUCAAGACCCCUCUAAAGACCAGGAACAGUUACUGUUUAAACUUCGGCAUAAGCGCCGUCAGUUUGCCCUUUCUAAAGAGGAGAAAAAAAGAAAUCAAGUGAUGAAGGCAAUGGCACAAAGCCGCCUUCAGUUGCAAGUUGAGUCGCUGGAAAACCAAUUUAAAAAGCAAAAGCGUCAGCGGACCAGCUAUAACAGCGCUACCCUCUUUGUAAUACCGCAACUCGAGUGUUUUUUAAAAUGCUUAAGAGGUGUUAGGGAGCUUGUUGAAAUGAAGCGCUUCGUUGUUAUAGUCCCCUUGAGCGUGCUUAAAGAACUGGACACCCUUAAAAAGGGUUGCGACAAAGUUAACCGCUGCGCCCGCGACGCCUGCCGUUACAUCGAAGAGAAGUUAAAAACCGGUGACAAGUGGAUCCGCUCCCAAAAUAUUCACGAGUCCGACGGGAACUCCACACACUGUGGGGAGGCUGAUGCUUCCAAUCCUGGCACCCCUGAUGAUAUUUUAAAUUGCUGCCGCUUCUUUCUUAACCACUUCACAGAAUUGUUGGUUGGCGAUGACGAAUUUUUGUCGACCAAGGGAUACAACGUAGUUGAAAGCACUGGAGCAACUGCCGCAAAUAAAGACCUACCGCUCAGCGACGCAAAAAAAGAGGGUGGAAGCCCUACUUGCGUAAGAGUGCAGGAGGAAACCACCAAUGAUCAGUUUAUAGGGAUGUACAACCACACCUUCGCGGUGAUACUAAGCGAUAAAGCAGAAGGGAGGCACACUGAGUACACCCCCCAACUGGUAGUGGAAAGCAUUUUUUCUUUCUUGCACGCAGUAAAACAUAGUUCGUAG